AAGAUGCAGAUAUAAAUGUACAGAAGGCCACGCCCCCGUGACCCCGCCCCUCCAGCAGCUCCUUCCGGCUCCGGGUUUUUGUCGCUCUCAGAGGAGAGAAGAUGGCGGCGGCCCAAACUGAACAGAGACCCACCGUCCGCUUUCAGCUCCGAGUUCCUGAGUUUCUCCGCCAAAGACACCGCGAGCUGGCUGGCAGCAGCAGACCUACAGCAGGGGUACCGUCACCUGGCUGCCUAUGUACCCAGAAUCCUUUGCCUGGGGCGAGCGGCGGCCAGCAGCAGGGAGGAGCAGAGGGAAGAGCAGAGGGAGGAGCUGGCCUGUCAGCUGCUCUUAUUGGCUCCUCUGGAAUGGCUUCUGCUGGGGGAGGAGCCUGCUGCCGGCCUGGCGCUGCUGCAGAGAACAACAGCCGUCACCGCUGUGUGGACAUGUUCAAGGUGGGGAGAACCCACCUACUCCUGCAGGAGUGUGCGGCUGACCCCCACCUGUGUCCUGUGUAUGCAGUGUUUCCUGGCAGUCCACAAAGAGCACCGAUACAGGGUGAGUCCUCUGCUGUCUCUGAGGACACCGAGCCUCAGGUGUAAACGGACACUAAGCAGGUUGUGUUGUGGUCAGAUGACCACGUCUGGAGGAGGAGGGUUCUGUGACUGUGGAGAUGCUGAGGCCUGGAAGAACGGACUAUGCCAGAAACACACUGCAGACGGAACCAGGGACACCGAGGAGGACCCUGUCUCUCUGCUGCCUCCUGAACCUGGUCCCGUCAGUUACAGCAUCUUCUCCAUCAUCCUGAAAUACGCUGUGGGACCUGCUGACCUGGAGCAGGAAGAUCUGCUGCCUGCAGGGCUGGCAGCCUCCGGAGAGAGAGACACCUACUACUGCAUGCUGUUCAAUGAUGAAGUCCACACGUGACAGGUGAUCUACACGCUACAGAAAGCUGUCAGCUGCAGCCAGAAGGAGGCGGUCAGCUUCCGCACCGUGGACCGAGACGGCAGGAAGUCAGUUCGAUAUGGAGACCUUCAGUUCUGUGAACAGGCUAAAUCAGUGAUUGUGAGGAACACCAGCCGCCAGUCGAAGCCUCUCCGGGUUCAGGUGAUGCACUCGUCUGUCGUGGCUCAUCAGUGUUUUGCUCUGAAGGCUCUGAGCUGGUUGGGUCAGAUCAUUCAGUACUCGGAUGGUCUGAGGAGGAUCCUGUGUCAGGUCGGCCUACAGAAAGGUCCGGAAGGAGAAAACUUCUUGGUUGACCGACUGAUGCUCAAUGACUCCAAGAUGUGGAAAGGUCAGACUCAGACUGCUGCCUCGAACAUCUACCACCAGCUUGCUUGGAACAGUCUCCUCAUGGAUCUCAAGUACAAGAAGAUCUUCGCCAUCCAGUUUGCCAAGAACUACAGACGCCUCCAGACAGAUUUUAUGGAGGACGACCACGACGAAGUGGCUCAGACCUCCCUGUCUGUGCAGCUCUUCACCGUCCCCCCAUGGUGAGGUACGUCCUCCUCACCUGCACCACCUUUCUCUGUGUUUCCUGUCUGCUGCUAGAACUAUGAGCGCUUGCAGAGUGACUACGUGAAAGACGACCACAACCGCGAGUUCUCCAUCACUGACCUGUCAGUGCAAAUGUUCACCGUCCCAUCUCUGGCCCGCAUGCUGAUGGUGGAGGAGAACCUGAUGACCACCAUCAUCAGAACCUUCGUGGAUCACCUCCGUCACCGAGACCUGCAGGGACGCUUCCAGUUCGACCGCUACAGCCAGCAGGCCUUCAAGUUUGGACGGGUCCAGAGCCUCAUCGGAGACCUCAAGUACGUCCUCAUCAGUCCUCCAUGUGAUUGGACCGAUCAGCUCAGACUGAAGUUCCUGGAAGGUCUGGACGCUUUUCUGGAGCUGCUCAAAUGUAUGCAGGGGAUGGACCCGGUGGUGAGACAGGUGGGACAGCACAUAGAGAUGGAGCCAGAGUGGGAGGCAGCAUUCACUCUGCAGAUGAAACUAACUCACAUCAUCUCCAUGAUCCAGGAGUGGAGCUCCACUGAUGAGCGUGUGCUGAUCGAGGCCUACAGGAAGUGUCUGAAUGCGCUCAGUCACUGUCACAGCAGCCUCCCAGAUGGUGAGCAGCCAAUCAGCUUGAGUCUGGCCGGUCACUGUGUGGAGACGUUCAGGUACCAGGUGUCUCAGGACAAAGUGUCCAUACACCUGCCGGUCUGCAGGCUGCUGGCAGGGCUCCAUGUCCUUCUCAGUCGGACCGAGGUGGCGUCUCGUUUCCCUGAGCAGCUCCCACUGGGUGAACUCAGCCCCCCCCUACUUAUCGAACUCCCUCUCCGCUGCCUGGUGCUCUGUGCCCAGGUGCAUGCUGGGAUGUGGCGGAGGAAUGGCUUCUCACUGAUCAACCAGAUCUAUUAUUACCACAAUGUCAAGUGCAGAGUAGAAAUGUUCGACAAAGACAUCAUCAUGCUGCAGGCGGGAGCGUCCAUGAUGGAUCCAAAUCACUUCCUGAUGAUUGUUCUGAGUCGCUUUGAACUGUUCCACAUUUUCAGCUCUGCAGAUGUCAGAAAGCGAUACAGAGAGGCCAACAAGGACCUGGUCCAACAGAACACUCUGAUUGAGGAGAUGCUCCACCUGAUCAUCAUGGUUGUUGGUGAGCGGUAUGUGGCAGGGGUUGGCCAGGUAGAAGCUUUCGAUGAGGUCAGAAGAGAAAUCAUCCAUCAGCUGUCAAUCAGACCGAUGGCUCACAGUGAGCUGAUCAAGGCUCUCCCUGAAAAUGGGAAUAAGGAGACGGGUCUGGAGAGAGUCAUUGACAGCGUGGCUUCAUUCAAAAAACCAGGUGUGACAGGUCGAGGUCUGUAUGAACUGCGUCCUGAGUGGAACAAACACUUCAACCUGUACUUCCAUCACUACAGCAGAGCCGACCAGUCCAAGGCUGAGGAGGCUCAGAGGAAGCUGAGAAGGCAGAACGGGGAGGACACAGCCCUGCCCCCUCCUCUCCCGCCCCUCUGUCCUCUGUUUGGCAGCCUGGUGAACCUGCUGCAGUGCGACGUCCUGCUGGCUGUAGAGGGCGCUGUGCUCCAGUGGGCCGUGGAGCCCAGCGGGGGAGGCUGGACCGAGUCCAUGCUGCAGAGGGUACUCCACCUAGUGGGCAUGGCUUUACUGGAAGAACAGCAGCAGCUGGAGAACAGCAGCACAGAUGAUGACAUCACCUUCAACUACACCUGCAAGAUCACACGUCCAGGUGAAGCUCCCAGUCCUUCAGGAAGUGUCCUGGCUCUGUUGGAGAGUCUGCAGAAUGCUCCUCACCUGGAGGUCCACAAAGACAUGAUCACCUGGAUCCUCAAGAUGGUGACCAAUGUAAAAACCAUGAGAGAACGAUCGACAGCCUCCUCAACCGUCACCGUGAACCACAACCGAGGGCUGGAAGAGACGGUCAGGGACAAAGACAAGGCGGAGAGGAAGAGGAAGGCAGAGAUGGCUCGGCUGCGCAGAGAGAAGAUCAUGGCUCAGAUGUCUGAGAUGCAGAAACAUUUUAUUAACGAGAACAAAGAGCUGUUUCAGCAAAGUCUGGAGGAGCUGGAGUCCUCAACAUCUUCUGCUGCCGAGCGCAGUCCUCCCAGUUUGGAGCUCACCUGUGUGUCUCAGGUGUGUGUUGGUCCCAGAAGAGUGGGCGGAGCUGAGCGCCGUCAGCUGGUCACCUGCAUUCUGUGUCAGGAAGAGCAGGAGGUCAAAGGUCAUGGCAGAGCCAUGGUGCUUGCAGCCUUCGUCCAGAGAUCCACUGUUUUGUCCAAAAACCGCCACCGCAACCUGCCUGACCCAGAACGCUACGACCCUCUGUUUAUGCACCCUGACCUGGCUCUGGGGAUUCACACUGCCAGCUGUGGACACAUCAUGCAUGCCACCUGCUGGCAGAGGUACUUUGAGGCGGUGCAGCUAAAGGAGCAGAGACGCCAACAACGUCUGAGAGGACACACCAGCUACGACGUGGAGAACGGAGAGUUCCUGUGUCCUCUGUGCGAGUGUCUGAGUAACACUGUGAUCCCUCUGCUGCCACACACACACUCACCUGACCACAGUGUCGACCAUCCCAGUCUGGAGGCGUGGCUUAACUUGACCAAUCAGCAGACAGUAGCACUACACUCCGCCCACAGGAAGCAGGCUGACGGUGCAGCAGAGGGGGCGGAGCCUGCCGUUCCUGAAGGAUUCAGAGUGGACUUCACUCCACAGAACCCGUUCUCCAGCAGCAUCAGUGAGAUGAUCACCACCUUCAGCAUGUCCACCUACAAGGUGGGCCUGAAGGUGAACCCCAACGAGCAGGACCCCCGAGUCCUGGUGCUGAGCUGGUCCACCUGCGCCUACACCAUCCAGAGCAUAGAGCGCCUACUGAUGGACGAGGAGAAGCCAUUGUUUGGAAGUUUACCUUGCCGACAGGACGACUGUCUGAGCUCUCUGACCAGGUUCAGUUCUGCCUGUUGGACUGCAGCUCCUCUCACCUCUGUUCACUCUCACUUCAUCAGACUGCUUGCAGCUCUGGUUCAGGACUCUCAGGUAGAAAACACACCUUGUAUCCUUAACAUGGACAUGUUUCACCUGCUGGUCUACAUGGUUUUGUCCUACAGCUCAGUUCACAGUCUGGACCAAUCAGGACGCAGCGUGGUGGACUCGGGUCACCUCCACCUCCUUCACCUGGUCACUGUCGCUCACCUGGUUCAGGUUCUGCUCACCUCCACCACAGAGGAGGUGUGUAUGGACCAUGACAGUGGAGGAUCAGAGGAGGAGGAGCUCACCUGUCAGCUCUACAACACGCUGAGGAAACACCUGGGCAGUGUGUUACCUGAGGUGUCCUCUGGGUGGCAGCUGUAUCGUUGUGUUAAAUCCGGCCUCCUUCCGUUCCUCCGAGCUGCUGCUCUCUUCUUCCACUACCUGAACUCUGCAGCGCCUCCUGCUGACCUGCUGGGUACAGGUCCUGGUCAGUGGGAGGCGCUGUGCAGCUACCUCAGUCUGCCCUCCAACCUGCUGCUGCUGUACCACAACAACCACACACUGCUGGAUCCACUCAUACACAGGUGGUGUUGUCAUCCAGGUGUUAGACAAACGCUGCAGGGAGGCGGAGUCAUCAUCAGGUUUCCCAGAGAGUCAAACCGUCUGAUUGACCUUCCAGAAGAUUACAGCGUCCUGAUAAACCAGGCUUCCAGCUUCACGUGUCCUCGGUCAGGUGGAGAUAAGUCCAGAGCUCCUACUCUGUGCCUGGUGUGCGGCUCCAUGCUCUGCUCUCAGAGUUACUGCUGUCAGACGGAAGUGGACGGAGAGGAUGUCGGCGCCUGCACCGCCCACACCUUCACCUGUGGAGCUGGACUCGGCCUCUUCCUCAGGGUCAGAGAGAGUCAGGUGUUGUUUGUAGCAGGUAAAACUAAGGGCUGUUUCUAUCCUCCACCGUACCUGGACGACUACGGAGAGACUGACCAGGGCCUCAAGCGGGGGAACCCCCUCCACCUGUGUUCGGAGCGCUACAGGAAGAUCGAGCGUCUGUGGCGGCAGCACGGCGUCGCUGAGGUCAUCGGCCACGCCCAGGAGGCCAAUCAGACGCUGGUUGCCAUCGACUGGCAGCACCUGUGAGGGUUGGUCUGGCUCCGCCCCCUCGCUCAGAGAGAUGGUCGCUGAUUGGCUUUCAGCUGUCUCCCUGCCCCUUUUUUAAUGAUCUGACCCUCCCUUAAUAAACCAGUCAGCUUCCUGCAGCGCUCCAAUCAGCUUUCAGGGAUUUUUCGGGUGUCUCAGUCCACCAAUCAGAGAGAGGCGGUCUCGCUGACAUCAUCCUGCUCAAACAGAACCAGGAAGUCAUUCUGCUAACUCAAGCCCCGCCCACCGGCAGCUGUCACUCAAGUGGAAUGACAAGUCGUACGCCACCACCCAGGUUUCUGAUUGGCUGGCUGUGAAGAUGCGUUUUACUUGUGGGCAAUCACAGAGUGCUUCCUCUGUCUCCAUGGCAACAGCCAUGUUCGGCAGUAGCAGCCAGUUCUAAUGUGAAUCCAUCCAUUCAACAUCUGAUCAGCAGUCAGCCAAUCAGAAGGCUUUCCUCGAUCUCUGGAUCAGUUAUUGAUAAAUCAUCUGUCAGCAGGUCACAUGACCUCAUCAGCCCUCAGACUGAUUGAUUAUUAGUUAUUGAUCUGUUUGGAGAACAGUCGCUUCAUUUUGUCUUGUGGAAGAAACCCAACCAAAUUGAUUGAUUGAUUGAUCGAUCAGUCGAUUAAUUGAUUGAUGAGUUGAUUGAUUAAUCAAUUAAUUGGUUGUUGGAUUGAUGGAUUGAUUGAUCGAUGGUUGUAGCUGCAGGCGGAGUUUGAUUAAUUUUGGUCUCCAUGGUAACAGAGUGAAACAUGAAAGUAGACUGAUCAAUAAAUCAGCUGUUUGUGUCUUAUUGAUCAGCCACAUACCAGAGCUGUGUAUUGAUUAGGAGUGAUCAGUUUUUAUUUGACGAGGUGAUUGGUGGCGUGCUGUGUGAUGUCACUGUUUUAUGUUUUCACUUUAUUUAAACGUCACAUUUUGUUUGAAGCGAAAAACAUUUUGUGUUUGUAGUUUUUUAUGGAGGUCAGCUGAUGGACAGGAAGUCAUUGAUCACACGUGAUGUUAAUAUGUGAAUUCUGUAUAAACGACUACAUGUAUGAUAAUAUUGUAUAAGAAGCAGAAAACCAAUAAAAGACUUUAAACCCUCA
Molecule: messenger RNA, 6677 nt
Organism: Acanthochromis polyacanthus (spiny chromis)
Lineage: Eukaryota; Metazoa; Chordata; Actinopteri; Pomacentridae
Gene: ubr2
Product: ubiquitin protein ligase E3 component n-recognin 2
Biological process (GO): ubiquitin-dependent protein catabolic process via the N-end rule pathway
Cellular component (GO): cytoplasm; ubiquitin ligase complex
Molecular function (GO): ubiquitin protein ligase activity; zinc ion binding
Source: RefSeq, a predicted model, not a curated record